This is a messenger RNA of Symbiodinium sp. CCMP2592, 3204 nucleotides long. The record is from the annotation of a GenBank genome assembly. Lineage: Eukaryota; Dinophyceae; Suessiales; Symbiodiniaceae.
AUGACGGCCUCACCGUUCUCAGCAUCGCCAACCCUAGCACUCCGACAGUGUUGGGUGCUGGACAACCCCAGAGGUGUGCAAGUUGCUGGAGACAUUGCCUUCGUGGCUUGCAGCAGCUACGACGGUCUCACUGCGGUGAACGUUUCCGACCCGAGCCGCCUCAACGUGGUAGGCACCAUCUCCGAUAGCACUCUUCUCAAUGCAGCCGACCAUGUGGCGCUGGCUGGAGACUACGCCUACGUGACCGCCUACCUCGGCGACGCCCUAGUGGUGAUCAGCAUUGCCGACCCAAGCAACCUCACCAUGGUAGCUAGCAUCUCCAACAGCAAUUUCGACGGAGCGACGGGUGUGAAGGUGGUCGGGGACCUCGCCUUCGUGACAGCCUAUUCCGGUGACGCUCUGACGGUGGUCAACAUCUCCGACCCGACCAACCCUACAGUGACCGGGACUGUCCAGGACGGCACGGUCCUCAAUGGAGGCGAAGGUCUCGACGUGGUGGGGAACUAUGCAUAUGUGGCAAUCGCCCAAGGUAGCUAUUUUGCGGUGGUCGACAUUUCCGAUCUGAGCAAUCCUGCGGUCGUGGCCGGCCUCAGUGACUCGAGCAACAGUCCAAAUCGCUUGAAUCGGGCCAGAGAGGUUCAGGUCGUCGGGGGCUUUGCCUUCGUGACCGCCUCAACCUUUGACGGCCUGACGGUGGUCAACAUCUCAGACCCAACCUCCCCCGUAAUAGUGGCCAGCAUCAGCGGCGAGCACCUCGAUGGAGCGCAUGGCAUUUCCAUCGUGGGGAACCUUGCCUAUGUGUCCGCAUAUACCGCUGAUGCCUUGACGGUGGUCGACAUCUCCGACCCACUCAACCUCACCAUCGAAGCCUUUGCUCACGAGACCAAGGAGCUCGAGGCUGUGCAAAACUUCGUGGUUGCUGGGAGCUAUGCUUUCGCGACGGGAGAGGACUCCUUGACUGCCCUCAACCUUGCCGACCCAAGUAACCCCACGAUUCUGGGCGUCGUCACAGACAGCAGCCUGCUCAACGGUGCAUUCGACAUUGCCGUGGCGGGGGGCCACGCCUUCGUGGCUUGCAGCGAUUAUGACGGUGUUGUGGCGGUCAACAUUACCGACGCAACCAGCCUCGCCAUUGUAGGCUCGAUCACGGACACCAGGCUUAACGGAGCGAAGUCUCUAAAGAUCGUCGGGGACCUUGCCUACGUGGCAGCGCGGUCCGAUGACGCUCUGACGGUGGUCAACAUCUCAGACCCGAGCAACCUCACCAUCGCAGGUUACCUCAAAGACGGCUUGCUUGAUGGUGCUUAUGGCAUUGACAUUCUUGGAGAGUAUGCCUUCGUAACCGCCUCCUACGAGGAUCUUCUUGUCGCGGUGAACAUUGCCGACCCAAGCAACCUUUCUAUCGCAGGUCAUGUCGGGGACUCGGUAAUGGAUGGACCCAGAGGAGUUGCUGUCGCGGGCGACUUUGCCUACGUGGUCAGCUACAACGCGGACAGUGUGGUUGUGGUCAACAUUGCGAACCCACACAACCUUACCGUCGAGAGUUCCGUGUACGACGGCGACCUACUAAACGGAGCCGAGUCAGUUGCGAUCCGCGAGGGCUUCGCCUACGUGACCUCCCACCUUGGCGACGCUUUGACGGUGAUCAACAUCGCCAAUGCAAACAACAUCACCAUUGCAGGUUCCAUCCAGGACAUGGCGCAGCUUGACGGUCCUUACGGCGUGCAGAUCGCUGGGGACCAUCUUUUUAUGAGUAACAAGAUCGCUGACAGCUUCGUGGUUUACGAGCUGACUGCUCGCGAGAUAGCUGAGGUGGGGCAGCUGUUUUUCCGUCAAAAAGUCAGUGAGUUGUUGAUGGGAAAAGCAGUGCAAGAAGAGAUGGGCUUUACCAGCAAAGAUUCGAAGAAGGAGCACCCUUUGGUAGGCUUGGCAGUAGAGCUGUUGAGUGUGGUGAUCCAGCCAGAGGAGGUUUUGAGUGAACGAUUAAGUCCUUCUACGGUGAGACGCUUGACGGAACGCUUGGAUGAGCAUGGUGUGGUUGUGAUCAGAGACCUCCACCGACCGAUGGAAUGUCGCCUGGCGGCCGAGUUUGUUCACGCAGAGAUCUUAUCACCUUGGGCAACCUUCAGCAACAUACGUGACAACAAGUACCGCAAGGAUUAUGCGCUUCCGAUGAGGGGACCUGCCUUGGAGUUGUUGAACAAAACCUUGGGACUGUUGGAUCCCCUGUUUACAGCGACUUUAGGCCCGAACUCAAGCUUGGUGGAGUUCUCAUCCUUGACAACUUAUUCCGGUGCAGGCCCCCAGAUAUUUCAUUCGGAUUCUUCUGCCACCUCAAUAGAUGAGCUGCGCUCCUUGGGUCGUAUGUUUUCUGCCUUCAUUUACCUUGAUGAUGUCCGACCCGAUUCGGCGCCACUAGAUGUCGUGCCAGGCACGCACACACACUAUCAGUUCUUGGACGAUGAAGAAAAGGAUUUGAUGACCAGCGUGCCCUUCGCGCGUUUAGCUGUACCACAGGGAACUGUUGUGAUUUACGAUUCGCGUACCUUGCACCGUGGAGCGGCAAACACAUCUCCAUUGGCGCGGCCAACGAUUUACUUCUCUCUCGCUGAGCGGGGCAAGUUUAUUCCCAUCGGCCCUGCGUACUCGCUUCGCGAGGGAUAUCGACGCUUCCCAAUUUCGAUUCACAAUGUCAGGACGAACGCUAUACCCGCGGAAGUAUUGGCAGAGGGGGUGGCUGUCCACAGUGAUGAGAAGUGCAAGGAUCAGCUGCAUGAUCUAUGUCCGGCCGACAGCUUUCAGGGAGAUCCGGAUCGGCGAUUCGAUUGUGCAUGGUAUUAUUUUACUGGCGAGGAGGAGUCGCGUGACGCCCGACACCUCAGCAAGUCACAGCCCCUCGAGUUUACAGACCGACCUGGCGUGAAGGAGCGUUACGAGGACAGUGACGAGGAUGAGCUCGCAGCUGACAGGGAAAAGCUCCGAGAUCAGGAGGGGAACUUUGAUUACGAGGCCGCCCUGGCUAUGACGCUGCGAAGGGGCGGCGCCUAUCGCUCCUACCCACUGGACCGGCGACUCAUGAACUGUGGGGUGGCGAGCCGCAUGGAGAUGAUCCUCGGGAGGGGCAUCUUUGCUGAAGGCUUCGUUGCCAAUGUCAGCUGGGGAGCACUUCGCCCUCCGCCCUCAAGGACGCUGCAGGCAGCCUAA